UUGGCAAUGAUAGUUUUACUAAUUUAAACUGUUAUUAAUUUUCAUUAUACCAAAUUUUGAUUGGUCAAUUCUGAUAUUUCAUUUUAUUUUGUUAGCUGUUGUUUUUCAAGUUAAAUAAAUGCUGCUUUUUUCGUGAAUUACUAUAUCGUACUUUUAGGUCUUUUUCAUUGUAAACAUUUUAUAUAUUUUGUAUUUUAAAAGAUAUAGGUUAAGUUGAUUUCAUUGUAAACAAUUGUAAAUGCUAGGCUCUUUUCUGUGUCGUUUUUACAAAUGUUUAAAAGUUAGUUAAAUGCUGUGCUAAUAUGAAGAAAGAAGUAUGUUUCUGCAAAUUUCCCGCAUAUUACAGUGUAUGGAUUUGCCGAAAUUGUGGAAAGGUAAGAAUUAUAAACAAGCACUACGAGCCGUUGAAGGCGCUAGAAUGGUAAAAAGCUGCACGGGGCGUCAUGGGGUGCUUCGGCAGCAAGGACAAAUUGUCCAAGGAGGACAUGGACUUCCUCAAAUCGCACACGCGUUACGAUGAAAGCACCAUUAAAGAGUGGUACAAAGGCUUUAAGCAAGACUGCCCAAAUGGUCGACUAACUCCUGCGAAAUUUGUAGAUAUGUAUAAGAUGUUUUUCCCUUCUGGUAACGCCGAAGAAUUUUGCGACCACGUGUUCAGAACAUUCGACAUGGACAAAAAUGGUUACAUCGAUUUUAAGGAGUUCCUUUUGGCAAUCGAUGUAACGUCGAGCGGUACUCCAGAGGAAAAGCUGAAAUGGGCCUUUCGCAUGUACGACGUAGACGGUAACGGCGUUAUCGAUAUACAGGAAAUGACUAAAAUUGUACAGGCCAUCUACGACAUGUUGGGUGCUUGUUCAUCGAAUCGACCGGCUGACACUGCCGAGGAAAGGGCAAAGAAUAUAUUCGCGAAAAUGGACGAAAAUAACGACGGUCAACUGACUCAAGAUGAAUUUCUUAAGGGCUGCUUGCAGGACGAGGAGCUCUCGAAGAUGCUAGCACCGUAAACAUAUUUUUACGACGAAAAGAAUAAAUGAGAUCUAAAUAGAAUCGGUUACGUAAGAAGAAUAUUUUGAGACCAGCAAAAAAAAA
This is a messenger RNA of Agrilus planipennis (emerald ash borer), 1089 nucleotides long. RefSeq names its product neuronal calcium sensor 2. Lineage: Eukaryota; Metazoa; Arthropoda; Insecta; Coleoptera; Buprestidae. Gene Ontology annotation, molecular function: calcium ion binding. The transcript has 6 exons. Bases 444 to 1004 code for a protein of 186 amino acids. The record is from RefSeq and is a predicted model, not a curated record.